AUGCACUCUGCUGAAAUCACAGACAAGAGAGAAGAGGAGGUGAAAACGACUAAGUCUGAGGGUGGAAAUGAUAUAUUGCCCGAUUCUUCAGUCAAAAAUGGAGAAGAUUUCACGAUCAAUUGCGUUUCCUCUGAAACAAUUCAAGUCAGGAAAGAAAAUAGACAUGGAAAGCCAUCACAAGCUGCCACUCAACAAGAGAAAACAGAAAAGGAACCGGGGCCAAGAAUUACCAAGGAAUUUCUGAAGGACCACUGCAAGAAAAACAAACUUUAUUCGACACCUUGUCUGAAUGACACUUUGUAUUUGCAUUUCAGAGGUUUUUCCAGCAUUGAGAAUUUGGAGGAGUACUCGGGACUAAAGUGCCUUUGGUUAGAAUGCAAUGGGCUGCGACGCAUUGAGAAUCUGGAUGCCCAAACUGAUCUGCGUAGCUUGUUCCUGCAACAAAACCUCAUACAUAAGCUUGAAAACCUUGAACCUCUUAGCAAGCUCUGCAUCCUGAAUGUCUCCAACAACUACAUAAGCAUAAUAGAGAAUAUAUCCUGCCUUCCUGAGCUAAGCACCCUGCAAAUAGCUCACAACAAGUUGGAAACGGUAGAAGACCUAGAGCAUCUAAGUAACUGUCCCUCGAUAAGUGUCCUGGACAUGUCCCACAACCUGAUAAAUGACCCAGAGAUCCUCGGUGUACUUGAGAGAAUUCCACAGCUGCGAGUACUAAAUCUAAUGGGUAAUGAAGUAUUGAGAAAAGUAUCCAACUACAGAAAGACCAUGAUUGUACGUCUCAAACAGCUUACCUACCUUGAUGAUCGACCCGUAUUCCCCAAAGACAGGGCAUGUGCCGAGGCAUGGGCAGUGGGAGGGUUGGAGGGGGAGCGCAAAGAAAGGGAGUUAUGGGAGACACGAGAGAGAAGAAAAAUCCAGGAUGGCUUGGAUGCAAUGACAGCAAUCAGAAAUAAAGCCAAGGAGAGAUGGUGCCUUAGAGAACUACAAGAGAGAGGUGAGGCUGAGGCUGCCACCAUUCCAGAGUCUCAGAGUCCUUGUGAGGGAAAUCACACUGAGAAUUUGAGCUUAUCAAGAGAAAAGAAGAUUCAGAAUUUUGUGCAGGACAGCUUGCAGGCACAUGAAGAGUUCCUACAGAAACAGAGAGAGUCAAAAGAAGAGACAGAUGAAAAUGUUGACAAAGCGAAUCUGGAGGGAGAACAAUACGGUGAGGAAUUAGUCAGAAUUAGUGAGAGAAAGCAGUUUGAGCAUAAUGACCAAAGCCAAGGACAGAUAAAUAAAUCUGACAAAGGGAAAGAAGAAAAAGAAGAUCCAGAGCAAUUUGAUAGAGACCAGAAAGAAGGAAAAGGGAUGGGAGCAGAGACAAUAAGGGAGAUAUCAGAAGAUAUUCAACAACAGUUAGGGAUAAACCAAGUGUGUAGAAUGCAGUCUGCAAGAAAUCAGGAAACGAAUGAGCAGACAAAUGGUGAGGUGUUAGAGGAAGAGCAGUCUAAGUCAAAACAGCCCCUUCUCACCAUGAGAUCCCCUUCUGAACCAGAUGAGGCAGUAGCAGCACAUGGCCCAGCGCCACUGGUGAUAGAGCUACAUGAAGCAGAGCACCGGGAGACCUUUUACCUAGAACCACAUUGCUCACUUUGUAUCGAUGAUCUGCCCGAUCUCGAGGAUGUGGACACAGAAGAUCAGGACUGCACAACAAUCUUCUCUUGUCAGCAAGCACCCAGGCCAAAAAUAGAGGUCAUAUCAGGUGGAAGCAAUAUAGACAUACCAGUCAGAGAUCAGAGAGAGGCAGCAUUGCCCGCAAAGACCGCAUCCAUUUUGGGUCUACACAAUGAUGUAUUGCUCAUCAAGCAUGACAUCAAAGUACUAGAUGAUGUCUCUACAUCAUUGGCAGAACCACAGACUGGGGAUGCCCCUAAGGUAAUGAUUUUGAAACCAGAGGAAAAGUCUAAACUAAACCUAACUCCCCCACCAUGUUGUCUAAUUGAGGAACUAGACUGA
Messenger RNA from Lampris incognitus (smalleye Pacific opah), 1995 nucleotides. RefSeq names its product dynein axonemal assembly factor 1 (gene dnaaf1). Bases 1 to 1995 code for a protein of 664 amino acids. Gene Ontology annotation, molecular function: protein binding. The transcript has 2 exons. Lineage: Eukaryota; Metazoa; Chordata; Actinopteri; Lampriformes; Lampridae. The record is from RefSeq and is a predicted model, not a curated record.